Molecule: messenger RNA, 6399 nt
Organism: Syngnathus typhle (broad-nosed pipefish)
Lineage: Eukaryota; Metazoa; Chordata; Actinopteri; Syngnathiformes; Syngnathidae
Gene: camsap2b
Product: calmodulin regulated spectrin-associated protein family, member 2b
Exons: 24
Coding region: 393-4739 (1448 amino acids)
Biological process (GO): cytoplasmic microtubule organization; neuron projection development; negative regulation of microtubule depolymerization
Cellular component (GO): microtubule minus-end
Molecular function (GO): spectrin binding; microtubule minus-end binding; calmodulin binding
Source: RefSeq, a predicted model, not a curated record
GUGAUUUGGCCCUGGAGUCUGGAGAUGGGCGUGGAGCUGUCACAAAACAGGGACGACUCAUCAGAAGGAAACUCCAGGUCCUCGAAGAGAGCACUCUCUCUGAUUUUCCCUGCCUUCAUGCCUCCAACCUACUGUAUGGGACCCAGAAAACCUUCAGGCGCUGGGAUGUGUUGCCAGAGGAAGUCAGUGGCGUGAGAGGGGAGGCUGACAGAUGAGGGAGGCAGACGGACAAUUAAAUGAGCAGAUGACCACGCCUGAAUUCUGCAAUCAAAAUUCGGCCAUCAUCCAAUGGGAGUGAAGCUGCUUUUGAGUUCCAACGCGAUGUCACCCGUCGGGAGGAAUUCCUGCGCCUGACUCGUUUCGGUUACUCCUCGAUCCUGACGCAGUGGACGAUGGGAGAUGCGGCGCACGACGGCGGCGUUAAGCGGACCUUCAUCGUCCCAACCAUAAGGAGCUUUGAGCACUAUGACUUUACCAGGGCGAAGAUCUCGUCCAGCCUGACUUGGCUGGUGGCCAAGGCGUUUGGCUCGGAUGAAGUGCCAGAUGAGCUGGUGGAACCUUUCUACAGGGACCAAUACAACCAGGAGCACCUUAAGCCACCAGUGGCCAGCCUGCUCCAGUCUGCAGAGCUCUACUGCCGAGCGGGAAGCUUGAUUCUGCGAAGCGAUGCCGUCAAACCUUUGCUGGGUCACAACGCCGUCAUCCAGGCGCUGGCCCAGAAAGGUUUAUAUGUCACCGAUCAGGACAGACUCGUCACAGAGAGAGAUCUGACCAGCACGCCUAUACUCAUGACAUCCCACUUGGCACUGAUUGACACAUUGAUGAUGGCGUACACGGUGGAGAUGAUGAGCGUGGAGCGGGUGAUGUCCUGCAUCAACAGACAUUACGCUGCUGGGCCCUCGCACAUCGACACGCAGGUCCACGAGCAGCCUUAUGACACCGAGGAUGCCAUCACCACCUGGCUCAAUAAGGUGAACGAACACCUGAGGGACAUUCUUGUUGAAGAGCAGAAGCUGAAAGAAGUUUCGCACCAAGACUCAAACAUUACGCCCAAGGCUCGCUACAGGAGGGCGCAUAUUCAGCAGAACAGCGCACCUUUGCUCCCCCUGGUGGACAACCUGCUGAAAGACAACACAGAUGGCUGCGCCCUGGCGGCUUUGCUCCAUUUCUACUGCCCACAGGCUAUUCGCUUAGAAGAUAUCUGCCUGAAGGAGAUCAUGUCACUGGCUGACAGUCUGUACAAUCUCCAGCUGGUGCAAGACUUUUGCAGGACUAACCUGAACCACUGUUGCCACUUCAGCCUGGAGGACAUGCUGUAUGCGCAUGCAUCCAUUAAGAGUAACUACCUGGUGUUUCUGGCUGAGCUUUUCUGGUGGUUCGAAGUGGUCAAGCCCUCGUUCGUACAGCCCAGAGUCUUUAACCCGAAUGCCUGUGACCCUGUAACAUCCCGUAGAAAUACGGCUCCUGUGUCCAAGCAGAACAAUGUCGACAGCCCUGAUAGCCCAGAUGACGUCUCUGAUGAAGGUCUAAUGAAGAGAUCUAGCUCCAUGUCCUUUGUGGAUGGUUGUGUUGGGACUUGGCCACAGGAGAGACGCUCUUCCACACGUGGAAUCUCUUUUGAAAUUCCUCUGGAUGGCGACGCCACAGUGCCGCUCUGUGAGGCGCCCUCCCUCCGCGGCAUGACCCGCUCUGCCAGCAGCGACGGCAUCGGGUUCAAAGGUCACCAUGCAUCACCUCGAGGUGGGAUGAAGCGUCACGUGUCCCUCGCGCCUGUCAACGUGAACGGACAAAGUAGACACAUCGCAGAAGAUGAGGAAGACUUCAGCCCCCGCAAGCCACUGGGGAGGAACAACACCUUCUCCAUCAAGAACCAAAGCAGGCAUCCCAAUGGAGUCCUCCCCGCCGACACCAAUCACCAUGGUAACCACAGAGGCCACAUCAGUCCCUCGACCCCGCCGAGCAUCGAGGAGGCGCUAAAGAUUAUCCACGACACAGAAAGGCCCCACGCCAGCCUGGGCAUGGGAGACAGGGACAAUGGCUUCUUUCUCCACGAUGCUCGACCUUCGGGACCUCCGGGGGCUGAGGGUCAAGGAGAUGACCCGGGUGCAGCGAAGGCCCGCUUCAAUGACCAUGACCCUAAUUCGCUCUCAACAGACGACACAGGCAUCCACGUGAGGACGGAGGAAAUCCAAAGCCUGGAUGAAGACUCAUCUCUGAGAGACUAUUCAGAUAUAGACCCAGACUGCGAGACCAUGUCACGCUCGUGCCCCGAGAGGGAGAAGAACUGGGAAGGCCGGCGCAAAGGGGUUGGUGAGUCCAACCCCGGAUCCAGCUGCGGCAGAGGCGAUGGAGAAGACAGAAGCUCAGCGCCCACGCUGCCCAGAUCUCACACUGUGAGCCCCGCCUCCUCCUGCGGUGGCUCCGGAGGCGGCAUGGUGCGCAUGACCAGCUUUGCCGAGCAGAAGUUCAGGAAAUUGGAGGGGAGGAGCAGUGGAGGAACCACACCAGAGAGUGCCGAUGUUAGCACGCCAGUGAAGAACAGCUACUCACAGAUCGGUACACCUCCUUUGCCAAUCACAUCACCCUCUCCAGUCACUCCUUCUCCCCGAGACCCCUCCCACCUGAUAGCCUCAGAGAUGAUCCAGCUGAGGAUGAAGCUGGAGGAGAAGCGCAGGGCCAUUGAAGCCCAGAAGAAGAAAGUGGAGGAAGCCUUCACGCGGCAUCGUCAGAAGAUGGCCAGAACAGCUUUUCUGAACGUAGUGCGAAGAAAAGGAGUCACGAGCCCGCUCAGCCCCAAUUCAGGUGGAGCUCAAACGCCUUUGACAAAGACGCUAACCAGCCACGGAAGCAUGGAGAGGGCGGAGCGAUGCAAGCCCGAUGGUGCGGCUCCCAAAUCUCCCUGUGAAGAUGGAGAUUUAACCCCAGGGGAAUCGGACCUCGCAGAGUAUACUCGCUCCAUCGAGAGGCUCAACACGUCACUGGGCUUCCUGCAGACGGAGAUGCAGCGGCUGGGGCAGCAGCAGGAGAGGAUCAUGUCCAUGAAAGAAGAACAGCAAAAAGCCUGGGUCAUUCCUCCCCCUGCGCCAUCGCCACACAGGCAGCUCCGUGAGUUGCGCAGCAGCAGUGUCGCAGGCCGAGCAACAACCAGAGGUUCGGUGGGUUCCUUAUCCCCCGUUUUGUCCUCGUCCUGUUCUGCCAAUCCCGUGAGCCGUCCCUCCACCGGCCUUAAGCGACGGCCCGCCUCCUUCCACGCCAGGACGACUCGGACGCCGCGGCCGAACGAUCUGAAGAUCACGCCCAUCAAUCGAAUGCUCAACACACCCACCUCGGUGGACAGCUUACCGAGACUGAGGCGCUUCACGUCCAGCCAAACACACACCUGCUCCUUUGCGUACCUGAGUUCCGAUGCGGAAGCCAGGGAAAGCAAGAGCAGGGAGAGCAAGGAGAGCAACGAAGACACUAAGGCCAAAGAGGUGGUGGAGAAGAAUCGUGCAGGCACUCCUCAGCCUCCUGCAGCCAAAGAGAAAGAAGAGGAAACCGUUGAGCCAGAGGAUAGUCGGGGGAGAAAUGAAAAGCCAAGGACUUCAGAGGUCUUGUGUCAACCCGUGUCUGAGACUCAGGGCAACAAGCACCCUCAGGAAAAAAGAGAACUUGUGGAGGUGACACUGUCUGGAGUCUGGCCUCAAGAGAGCCAAGCUCAGGACACGACUGGAGAAAGUGACCAGAAGAUGUGCUGUGGGUUCUUCUUCAAGGAUGAUGCAAAAGGUGAAGAGGACAUGGCGGCCAAGAAAGCAGCUCUGCUGGAGAAGAGGCUGCGGAGGGAAAAGGAGGCCCAGGAGAAGAAGCAGCAGCAGGAGCUGGACCAGGAGCAGAAGAAGGAAGCCGCACGGUUGAAAGCAGAGGAAGAGCAACAGAAGACAGACGAUGAGAAGGAUAGGAAAGAAUACAUCAAGAAGGAGUUUCUGAGGAGAAAGCAGCUCAAGCUAAUGCAGGAAAUGGAUCAGGUGGUCAAGCCCCGAUGUGGAAGUUUCAAGAAGAAGCCUCGCCCAAAAUCCAUGCACAGGGAUGUCAUGGAUUCCUCCACUCCGCCUGUGAGAGCAACAGGAGUGCGUCCUCGAGGCUACUCGGUGUCCAGCGUUUCUUUGGCCUCGCUUAAUCUGACUGACAACGAGAGCAACCAUCAAGAUAACAAGAAGCACUACAGGCCAGACUCUGCUGGGGGGUUCUCCUCGUGCCCCUCUGCUGGUAGUCGUAACGGAGAGAAAGAUUGGGAAAAUGAGUCAACCACUUCAUCCACUCCAUCCAACACUGAGUACACAGGACCCAAACUAUACAAGGAACCCAGCGCUAAAUCCAACAAGCAUAUCAUCCAGAAUGCCCUGGCCCACUGCUGCCUGGCUGGAAAGGUCAACGAAGGGCAGAAGAACAAGAUCAUCGAUGAAAUUGAGAAAUCCGAAGCCAAUAACUUCUUGGUGUUGUUCCGCGACACCGGUUGCCAGUUUCGCUCGGUGUACGCCUACUGCCCCGAGACCGAGGAGAUCACGCGGCUGACCGGCAUCGGGCCGAAGAUCAUCAGCGCCAAGAUGAUCGAGCAUCUUUAUAAGUACAACUCUGACAGGAAGCAGUUUAGCCAGAUCCCGGCCAAAACGAUGUCAGCCAGCGUGGAUGCCAUCACCAUUGCCAGUCAUCUGUGGCAUAACAAGAAGCAGGGCACCCCCAAAAAGAUGCACUUGAAGUAGCAACUUUCUCUGGAAUAUGAAAAACCAUUUGAAGAUUUAUUCCAUAUCCUUUGGUAUCCAAAUUAAGGUCCAUGUGUUAUAAUGCACAGGAUUCAGUGCACUAGUAGAGGAAUGUCUUACAUUAUUUUUGCAGAUUUCAGCAGGAGACUCACUCACUGUUUUUGUGCUCAGACCAAAGCCAUGUCUCGUGUAAAAGUAUUGCUUUGACGCAAUCUUGUGCCAUGUUAGGGCCAAGGAACUAUGUUGGUGAGGGGAGGAGUUUCACUGAGUCAGGCCUUAACUUUGUCUGGUUGUUAAAAGUGCUUUGCUGCCAUCGUAUGGCCACUAAAUGCAAUUACAAACCUUUUGGGCUUGCCGUCAACUCCCUGCAGAUUCUGCCUUUCACAAUAACAUUUUUGCACACUAGUUUGGAUUGCUAGUAGUUCAACUGCACUAGUUGACAUAUGUAUGUUACUAGUAGUGCUAGUGAAGCACCAGACCUAUUAGAAUUUAAUUAGUAGUACCAGUAAGAUGCAUUUGCCUUUUGUUUACCAGUGAAGAAAAAAAUGGACCUUAAAAUGGAUUUCAAGGAUAUGUAUUAAAUGCUCAAACCGAUUUCCACACUGGAAACACUUUCGAUUCUAAGAUCUAGAACUGGAAAGUAGAAGAUAAAUUAAUUUCCCAGACAUCAUACAAGACUUAAACGGACACCAUGUUUCCUCACGUGCCAAAACAGAUCAAAAAUAGGCAAGCGACGCCUGGUUGGAACUCCAAAGUGAAUGUCCCGCCUCAAUGAGGCAGAGCGGUUUCUGUGCGGCCUUAUGUUUGUUUUGUGUUUGUUGUGAUCGUGUCGUUUUUGUCAGCGCCAUGCAAAGGGCCCGGCCCGCCCGUCUGAUGGGGGAUGAGAUAGAGGCGGCCUGUACAAUUCUUGCUACACAGGUAUGUUUUUAUGUGUGUAUUUCAAGUGCCAAGAAGAGUGUUUGCCAUUCCCAGUGAUCAUAUCGCCAACAACCCUUUGUGGAAUGCACCAGUAGAAUACUCUAUUUAUUUCAGUUUUAUAAUGCGUCCAACAUAUUUUUAAGGCAGUUUUAUUCAGAGCAACGUAAAUGUCUUGAAUUGAUUUGUAUAUAAUGGCAAGUGAACUAGCAAGCAGCCUUUGAGUAGCUUUUCUAAUUUAACAGAUAUAUACAUCAUUCCCACGUGUUCAAUCGGGGCCUUUUAUGAUAUUGCAAGUUUUUUCCACAGUUAUUUGCUUUUAUUGUAACAUCCACAGAGUGUGACCAUCAUCACUAUCACUGACUGACAAAUUGUUGUGCAAUGGCAUCAUGUGAUCAGUGUUGACUAAGAUCCACAAUUGUAAAUAUGACUUUUAUGAUUUUAUGUUCAGGUAUGUAUCAACACUGUACAGAUGUAUUUUGGCAUACAGUAAAGUAUUUUUUGUAACAUUUAACAGAUGGAUACUGAUGGAACGGUGUGUUUAAAGAAGGUUGACCAUGUGCUGUAAAAUGAAACGCGAGGAGGCAAUGAAUGAAGAUUUUACAGAGACUGAAAAAAUGACAUUUCAUCUAUCCUAGUUUUUCCAACCUGUAAUUUUCAUUUUACUGAAUAUGUUCAACAGACCUUGUACAUUUGUUGUGUUAUUCAACUAGUCUUAAAGCUUUAUUAAAAUGCAGCAACUUUU